This is a messenger RNA of Aphanomyces invadans, 915 nucleotides long. RefSeq lists its product as hypothetical. Lineage: Eukaryota; Oomycota; Saprolegniomycetes; Saprolegniales; Verrucalvaceae. The record is from RefSeq and is a predicted model, not a curated record. Bases 89 to 766 code for a protein of 225 amino acids. The transcript has a single exon.
CUGCCUGGUCCUGUUCCGACCAUGGAGUUGGGGAAGUCGACUGACGAUCGAGGCACAGUCGAUUUGGUUGUCGACGUGCCGCACAGCCAUGGGGAUCGUACAGCGCGUGCUGGACUGGCCGCACUUGCCCAUGGUUGUGUUCAACUUGAUCUUGCCGUUGGCCAUCUUUAACAUCGCCAAGGAACACACGACCCAGAUCGUGGCGGUGUUUCUGUCGGGGAUUCCUCCCAUGGUCAAGACGCUCGUGCAGGUCUUUGCCUACAACAAGAAGGACGUGAUCUCGAUUGUCCAGAUCAUCUCGACGUCGUUCUCGGUCGUCAUCAUGCUCUUCACAGACGAUGCCAAGGUGCUUCUCGUCAAGGACUCGCUGUCCACCGUCACGAUCGGAAUCCUCUACUUUCUGUCGGUCGCGUACUUUCACGAAGACAUGUUUUUCACGUUCCGCCGGCACUUUACGUCGAGAAGCCCGGAAGAAAUGGACGCGAUGUACAUGUUGCCCCAUGUCCGGCAAACGUCGCGGCACCUGUCCAUCGUCUGGGGCUUCGGUAUGAUCAUCGAAGCAAGCAUACGCAUUGCGCUCAUCGUGCUCCUGUCUGUUCAAACCAUGGUGUAUGUGUCCCCCAUCAUCCCAAUGGUGUGCUUUUGGCCGCUCGGGUUUUGGUCGUUCAAGUAUUUGCAAGCGCACGAAACAAAAGCGGGCGAGGUGGGCAAACCGUUGCUCUCCACGUCGAAAGAAGUCGACUACCAAGUCGACAGUCUGGCGUAAACAGUCUACUGACCCUUGUAAUGUACUUAGUCUUAAGAGUCUUCCUUCGUCGCGAUGGUGUCCGCGCGCUCGGCGGUGAUGCUGGCCUAAUCCGUUGCAUUCUCUGGUACUUCGUUGGCCAAAAAAAUCGUAUUUUUAAAUAAAUCGUC